CAUUUAACUAUCCAAUGAUAAUGAGAAGAUAUUGAGUUGACUGACAUUAUUUAGCGAGAGGAAUUCUAUAUAAAGAGGAACACAUCAUCAGAGAACAAGCAGCUAUCAGAAGAAAAUCAAGAAAAAUGACAGAUCGUCUACUGUAUACGAGUAAUUCUAAAACUUCAAAACCGAGAACUGAAAGAAAUAAGGUUGAUGUGGAGAAAGGCAAAUACAGCUAUUCAAAGAACUUCGACAAGACAUUCAAAGAACAAGAAGAUGCAAUGAGUUGUUCAUCAAAAUCACCUGUGCAUAAAUCUCAAUUAGAGAGUCGUCUACUAACACGUGAAGAUUUGAUUAAUUUAGACAAAACUGAACCACAUUGGAAAUAUAUUCGAAUAGGAUUGUUAAUUGGGUUUGGGAUUCUAUUUUUGGGUCUUUUAGCGGGGUGUAUUGUUUACAUAAUUCUUGGACAAAAAUGCCCAUCUGUGCCCAAAUUACCAUUUUGGAAAUCAACAGUUGGUUAUUGGUUAGAUGUAUUUGCAUUUAAAGACUCUUCUGGAGAUCUAAUUGGAGAUUUAAACGGUCUCACAUCUGAAGUAGAUUACAUCAAAACUGUAGUUGGUGCAGGAUAUGUGAUAUUGGGUCCAAUUACUAAAGGAUUUUACACCAAUUCACACAAUAUGCUCGGAUUAGUUGAAGAUUACAAGGAGUUAGAUGAGGCAGUUGGCACAAUGGACGAUUUUCGUGUCUUUUUAAAACGAUUUCAUAAAAAGGGUGUAAAAGUCAUCUUGACAUUCAAUUUCAAUGCAAUAUCGAUCAAUCAUAAAUGGAUCCAAAAGAACAAAGUGGAAUUGACAUUGUUCAAAGAUUCUUUCAAUAAAAGAAUAUCACGAUACGGUAAAGCGAACAAUGUAGAUAUUGAUGGUCAGAAAUUUUAUUCUGUAUUCGGAUCACCGAAUGUAGAUCUAGAUUUAACUUCUGUCAAAACUCAAACUGAAAUAUAUAAUGUGAUCGACUUUUGGAUGAAAGAAGGAAUAGAUGGAAUUCUUCUGGAUAAUGCUGCAUUUUUUAAUGAAGGAAAAGAACAAACACAAAGUAACCUCAGUUCAACAUGGUUGCAAAACUGUCCAAAUUCUCAAAUAUAUGGAAAUGAAAGUGUGAAAUUUGUUGAAGGUGUAAGACAAGAAAUCAACAAAUGGAUUAAGGAAAGUGGAAGAGAAAAGUUGUUGGCUGUAAAUUCAGGCGAUACAGGUUGUGGUGUUGGUGAUAAUCCGGAUCCAAUGUUAAUGUUCAGAGAUGUGGCUGAUUUGAUAAUCAGUCGUGAAUUCGUUUUAGAAAGGGGUGGAAGUGGAUCCCGACUAUCCUUUGACAAAACAGAGAUACAGAAAUAUUCUACAUAUUCAGACUCUGAUAAAGAUAAAUUAGGAUUGACGACAAGUACUUCAAAUAAUCCAUCACAUUCAGAUAUUAAUCAGCUUGCAUUAACAUUAUUAUUACCAGGACUACCAAUAAUUUAUUAUGGAACUGAGACUGGUAUCAAUGGCAUGGAAUUACUUGCUAUUCCAAAGAAUUUGUAUCCAAAAGGGAAAUUAUAUAAUAAUGAAGAGGUAAUUUUUUCUACAAAAUCUCAUUUACCAAUGCCAUGGGAUUUCAGUGGGAAAAGAUUUUCGGCAACAUUAAAUGACUCUACUUUUAAUGACUAUUUGAAUGGUUAUGAGAGCAAGGAAAACGUUGAAAUUCAACUUGCUGAAGGAAAUGUUCAAUCAACUCUUAAUCUCGUUAAGAAAUUGGUAGCUUUACGUCAACAUCAUAGUAUGAAAUGGGGAGCAAUGGAGCAAAUAAGUUUUGGUGAAGGAUCGUCGAGUCAGGUAGAAGCGUUUAUACGAAAAGCAAAAGGAUUUUCAUCAUUCAUUGUAAUAAAACUAAAGGAUUUGAUGGGGAAUUAUCUUUUGGAUCUUACUCCAUUUUGUUCAUCAGUUACACCAAGAAUAAUUCAUCCUUCGCAUCCACAUUUGUCAACGGAUACUCCAUUAUCAACUUCAAAAAUAUACAUUCCGAUAACAGAAAAGUCAAACUACAUUUUAGUAUUUGAAUGUGAUUGAUUCAAUAAAGGUUCACCUUAGUUAUUUCCCCUGAUCAAUAUCUGAUCUGGAAUAAUCACUUGUACUCUCAUUCACUUUUUCAGUAUAACUUUCUAUGUUUAUUUUGUUAGUGUACUGAAUUUUAUGUAAACUUUUCUGUCGUAACUGGUUUAAUUUUAUCACAUAUCUCUAAUGUUAUUGGAGAUUGUUUAUGUACAAAGAGUUGCUAUGUGUCGUUGUUUUGUACCAGGUUUAAAUGAAUUCAUACACUUUAAUUAUUUGCCGAAGUAAACAAUUUUGUAGUUAUUAGUUGCAAGAGUUCAAUUAUAUACAACUCUUCUGGAUUUUUGUAAUCAUUGCUUCUAAUGAGUGCAAUCCUACUUAUAAAACCAACAAUUUAACCAGUAUAAUUUCUAUGUACAGUAGUAUGAGCACGACAAUAAUCGAUAGUAUCAUUCUAUUAUUACUACUUGUUCU
Messenger RNA from Schistosoma rodhaini, 2540 nucleotides. Lineage: Eukaryota; Metazoa; Platyhelminthes; Trematoda; Strigeidida; Schistosomatidae. The record is from the annotation of a GenBank genome assembly.